Messenger RNA from Megalops cyprinoides (Indo-Pacific tarpon), 3659 nucleotides. It is a transcript of the gene kpnb1, whose product is annotated as karyopherin (importin) beta 1. Gene Ontology annotation, molecular function: small GTPase binding; nuclear import signal receptor activity. The transcript has 22 exons. Lineage: Eukaryota; Metazoa; Chordata; Actinopteri; Elopiformes; Megalopidae. Gene Ontology annotation, biological process: protein import into nucleus. Gene Ontology annotation, cellular component: nucleus; cytoplasm. Bases 284 to 2914 code for a protein of 876 amino acids. The record is from RefSeq and is a predicted model, not a curated record.
CUUUUCCUUCCGACAACACUGGCCGAGUGCGGGCAGCCGUGCUGCUCAGGAACAUCAGCUAAUUCGUGUACAGUACGUUAAAAAAAGCGCUGUAUUCGCAGUACCGCGGUGAGCUAGGGAGCAUCCGGGCGCGUCUGUUCUCCUCUCCCAACUUUAUUUUUUUUUUUUUUGCUUCCGCACGUUUCCGUUUGCUCUCUCGCCUUGAACGCUGAAGAAAUAUAAUCCGGUUUGUGUUGCGCGCUGCGAAGCUAGCUAGCUACUUCUGGAGUGAGGCUCGGGCAGAAUGGAGCUGAUCGCAAUCCUCGAAAAAACGGUCUCUCCAGAUCGAAAUGAACUGGAGGCUGCGCAGAAGUUUCUGGAGCAGGCGGCGAUCGAAAACUUGCCAACGUUCCUGGUGGAGCUGUCCAAGGUACUGGCCAACCCUGGGAACAGCCAGGUGGCACGCGUUGCAGCAGGGCUCCAGGUCAAAAACUCCCUCACCUCCAAGGACCCAGACGUGAAGACCCAGUACCAGCAGAGAUGGCUGGCCAUCGACAGCAACGCCCGUCGGGAGAUCAAGAACUACGUCCUGCAGACCCUGGGCACAGAGACGUACCGGCCCAGCUCAGCCUCUCAGUGCGUGGCCGGCAUCGCCUGCGCCGAGAUCCCCGUCAACCAGUGGCCGGAGCUCAUUCCCCAGCUGGUGGCCAACGUCACAGACCCCAGCAGCACGGAGCACAUGAAGGAGUCCACCCUAGAGGCCAUCGGUUACAUCUGCCAGGACAUUGACCCAGAGCAGCUGCAAGAGAACGCCAACCAGAUCCUGACCGCCAUCAUCCAGGGCAUGCGAAAGGAGGAGCCCAGCAACAACGUCAAGCUGGCCGCCACCAACGCACUGCUCAACUCCCUGGAGUUCACCAAAGCAAACUUCGACAAAGAGACCGAAAGACACUUUAUAAUGCAGGUAGUCUGUGAAGCAACGCAGUGCCCGGACACCAGAGUACGAGUUGCUGCCUUACAGAAUCUGGUGAAGAUAAUGUCACUGUAUUAUCAGUACAUGGAGACGUACAUGGGGCCUGCUCUGUUCGCAAUCACAAUAGAAGCCAUGAAAAGUGACAUUGAUGAAGUCGCCUUACAAGGAAUCGAGUUCUGGUCCAACGUUUGUGACGAAGAGAUGGACCUGGCUAUAGAGGCGUCUGAAGCAUCUGAGCAGGGUAGACCUCCAGAACACACCAGCAAGUUCUAUGCCAAAGGAGCCCUGCAGUACCUGGUGCCCAUCCUUACUCAGACGCUCACCAAGCAGGACGAGAACGACGACGAUGACGACUGGAACCCCUGCAAGGCGGCCGGCGUGUGCCUGAUGCUGCUGGCCACCUGCUGCGAAGACGACGUGGUGCCGCACGUGCUGCCCUUCAUCAAGGAGCACAUCAAGCACCCGGACUGGCGCUACCGCGACGCCUCCGUCAUGGCCUUCGGCUCCAUCCUGGAGGGCCCCGAGCUCAACCAGCUCAAACCGCUCGUCAUCCAGGCGAUGCCCACGCUCAUCGAGCUGAUGAAGGACCCCAGCGUGGUGGUGAGGGACACCACGGCCUGGACGGUGGGCCGCAUCUGCGAGCUGCUCCCCGAGGCCGCCAUCAACGAGGUUUACCUGGCGCCGCUGCUGCAGUGCCUGAUCGAGGGCCUGGGAGCAGAGCCGCGCGUGGCCUCCAACGUGUGCUGGGCCUUCUCCAGCCUGGCAGAGGCCGCCUACGAAGCAGCUGAUGCUGCUGAGGACCAGGAGGAGCCCAGCACCUACUGCUUGUCGUCGUCUUUUGAGAUUAUCGUACAGAAGCUGCUGGAGACCACAGACAGGCCCGACGGGCACCAGAAUAACCUGAGGAGUGCAGCAUAUGAAGCCUUAAUGGAGAUUGUGAAGAACAGCGCCAAGGACUGCUACCCCGCCGUACAGAAGACCACGCUGGUGAUCAUGGAGCGGUUACAGCAAGUGCUGCAGAUGGAGUCUCACAUCCAGAGCACAUCAGACCGAAUCCAGUUCAACGACCUGCAGUCUUUGCUGUGCGCAACUCUGCAGAACGUGCUGCGGAAGGUGCAGCACCAGGACGCGCUGCAGAUUUCGGACGUGGUGAUGGCCUCGCUGCUGCGCAUGUUCCAGAGCACGGCUGGGUCCGGGGGUGUGCAGGAGGACGCCCUCAUGGCCGUCAGCACCCUCGUGGAAGUUCUGGGAAGUGAUUUCUUAAAAUACAUGGAUGCAUUCAAACCUUUCCUUGGUAUUGGACUGAAGAAUUACGCCGAGUAUCAGGUGUGUCUGGCGGCCGUGGGCCUGGUGUGUGACCUGUGCCGAGCGCUGAUGACCAACAUCCUGCCUUACUGUGACGAGAUCAUGCAGCUGCUGCUGGAGAACCUGGGCAACGAGAAUGUACACAGGUCUGUGAAGCCCCAGAUUCUGUCUGCAUUCGGAGACAUCGCUCUUGCCAUCGGGGGCGAGUUCAAGAAGUACCUGGAGAUUGUGCUGGACACCCUGCAGCAGGCAUCGCAGGCCCAGGUGGAUAAGACUGACUAUGACAUGGUGGACUACUUGAAUGAGCUACGGGAAGGUUGCCUGGAGGCCUACACUGGGAUUAUUCAGGGCCUGAAAGGGGACCAGGAAAACGUGCAUCCGGACGUGAUGCUGGUGCAGCCGCGUGUGGAGUUCAUCCUGUCCUUCAUCCACCACAUCGCUGAGGAUGAGGACCAUUCUGACGGAGUCGUAGCCAACGCUGCUGGACUUAUAGGAGACCUGUGUACGGCCUUUGGGAAGGACGUCAUGAAGCUGGUGGAGGUACGGCCCCUCAUCAACGAGCUGCUGACUGAGGGCAGGAGAUCGAAGACCAGCAAAACCAAGACCCUGGCCACCUGGGCCACCAAGGAGCUGCGCAAGCUAAAGAACCAGGCCUGAUUGCACCCUGGUCAGGAGAACAUGCUGAGAAUGCCCCACUGGAAUUUCUUCUGUCUUUUCGCAAAACGAGUUAAAGCAGAAGUGAAGAGUGUGCUGAGAUGUGAGUGUCUGAGAAUGUAAGAGUGAGUGAGUGAGGCUUUAUACCAUACCACCUUCUGAGUACAAUUCCAGCCGUUGCCGCUCCGCAGCGUCCACUCGGCCACCACCAGACUGAAUCAGACACGACGACAUGGACACCACAAUCUGGACAGCUGUAGCCAGCUAGUUCAGGAGCUCUUAAACCAAGAUCAGUCAGCGACAGGGAAAAAAAAGGAUUACCAGAGUAGACAAAAAAAAAACUGCCAAACAUGGAGUUUCUUUUCCGCAAAACAAAAGGACUUGACUUUUUUGCUCUUUGACUGGUCUGUGGGAAGACUUUUUACAAGCACUUCAGGGUGCGGACUUCAAAUGGAGAAACGAGAAUUUAAACAGAUGCAUUUUAAUUGAGAAAUGAUUUUGGAUAGCAAAAUUGGUUGCGCUGCUGGAGUUGAAGAAGGCUUAAAUGGGGGAAACGAGAAAAGACUACAAUUGGAUGUGGUGGCCCGUCUCCUUUGACAUGUCUGUGUAAGCCGUUUGCCUUGUUCUUGCAUGGGAGACCUGCUGAACUUGGCCUGGCCAUGAGAAGCAAGUGUGUUUGUGUGAGUGAGAGAGAGGAAUCCACUCUCUUCACUUCCCAGUAAUAGAGAAAAAACUCAAUGCAAAUACA